Oxyura jamaicensis (ruddy duck) is the source of this 2640-nucleotide messenger RNA. Its product is annotated as synaptotagmin-5-like. Gene Ontology annotation, biological process: regulation of dopamine secretion; cellular response to calcium ion; vesicle fusion. The transcript has 7 exons. Gene Ontology annotation, cellular component: axon; synapse. The record is from RefSeq and is a predicted model, not a curated record. Gene Ontology annotation, molecular function: calcium ion binding; SNARE binding; clathrin binding. The coding region runs from base 468 to 1502 and encodes 344 amino acids. NCBI's taxonomy places the organism in Eukaryota, Metazoa, Chordata, Aves, Anseriformes, Anatidae.
GGGCUUGCAAUCAUGUGUGACUAGGGAUUACUGGCCAGCAUUUGCCAUGGUUUCAUGAUUUCGCCAAGAGCAGCAGAGGGUUACAAAUGCUCCUCUCCCAGAGCCCAGAAGCUCAGCCUCUCCCCUUCAUGCCCUGCUUAGGACCUUCCGGGGAGCUGCAGGGUUUCUCAGCACAGAGCACCUCCUGUGGUGACCCUCACGGCCAGAUUUACCAAGCAGACACCCAAAACCCCAUCCCUCUGCAGCUCUUGUGGAGUUAACCAAGCAGCAGCCUUGCCAUCACAUUGUUCCACAUGUACGCCCUGUUCCGAACCAGCUUCGUCAAUAUUGGCUCCCGUCUUGCUGAGCAGGGUGGGACCUUGUUUUUCUAGAAUAACAAACUGAUCUUGCUGCGUACUGGCGGCGUGCAGGCUCUCAGAGGGCUCCCACAGACCCGCUUUUAAGCCGUUUCUGAAGAGGAACAAGGCAUGGCAGAGGACAGCUCCAUCACGCUCACCUUGCACAGCUUACAGCUGCCCUUUUCCAAUACUUGGAAGUAUGGGAUCUUGGUAGUAGCCAUCCUCUUGCUCCUGGUGGCCCUGACCAUCUUAGCUUGCCAGGUGUGUCAGCUCCAGAAACGCCACAGGGCUAGAAAAAAGAAGAAAUACCACAGUGAAGACAGGGUGAGGAUAAAGGCAGAGAAUGGCUUUUGGGGGAAGAAGAUGCCACCUCUCCUGCUUGACACCUCUAAGGCAAGCCGUGCAAAUUUCAAGAUGACGGAGUUACGAGUGGGGCCGGAUGAGCCACAUUCCUGCCCCUCCUGCAGCACCGCCGAAGACCCGAGCACUGAUGGGGGACUCCUGCCCAGCUCCCGGGGCAAACUGAAGUUCUCUCUCCUCUACCGCAGAGAGCAAUGUGAGCUGCUCGUGAGCGGCCUGGAGGCAUGGGGGCUGCCAGGCCGUGGGCACACCGGGUCUGCUGUCCGGGUCCGACUGCUGCAGGAGGUCCCAUCCCGCAUCCCUGGGCUCCAGUGUGUGGUCCAGGAGUGGAGAAGCCGGGUGGUGAAGAACUGCAGCAGGCCAGCCUUCGGGGACCAUUUUGUCUGCUCCCUGCGGGACACCAAGAUGAAGAAGAGUACUCUGAAGUUGGAGGUUCAACAGUUUGACAAAUACUCCAGAAACGCUGUGCUGGGGGAAGUCAGGGUUGCCCUGAGGGAGCUGAAGGCUUCCCGAAGCCUGGCUGUGUGUGCAGAGCUGCAGAAGACCACAAAGGACAUCGUGGGGGAAGUGCUCGUGUCGCUGAAGUGCCUUCCCAUCUCUCAGAGAAUAGAGGUUGGGCUGCUCAAGGCCAAGACGACUCCCACUUGCAGCACUGCAGGUAAGAGUAAGGGUUUUAUAUCCCCUGUUGGCUGGGCUUGUUGCUGCUCUCUGUUCUGCUGCCUGCUAUCUUUUCUCACCCACACAGAAGAGCAUGGGGGUGUUGAGAAGCAGGUCCCUUUCAUGCCCAUCACACCCCAGCCUUGACAGAAAAGCGCUGCUGAAUCAGCCCCCAAGGCCCAUCACACUAAUGAAACACCCAGCUACUUCUUUCGGGCAGCGUCUUUCAUCCCCUUCCCUCCAUCACAAGACUUGAAUUCCCUUUCUCUGCUCUGCAGAGACCCCAGAACUGGAUUUCAUUACAGUCCUGUUGCCCUCAGUAUGGAGCCAAUUUGCUUUUCCUCUUGAGGAUACCCUGGGGCAAAGGAAGUGCAGAGGUACUACGGCGCUCCUCGGGGUUGUAACCAGAGCACCACUAUCAUCCAUCAAUCUCCACCAAUGAGAUGACACCUGAGAGCAGACUUAGAGAUGCUCUGCAUUGUAGAUAAGCUGUGAACAGCUCCUUGCCCUGAAAAGGCUGAGGUAGAGCCACCUUUUUUUCCUAUAAAACAACAUUUGAUACAGGCAAUCAGCCCAACUCAGCCGCACUUCAGAUUUUGGACCCUUGUCUUAUGUGCAUUUCUCUCCUGCACCAAGCAGUGAGUUGGAGGAAGAAUGGGAAGCUGUUUUCCCCCUGUAGCUCUCAGCACAUGAACAGCACGAAGGCAGGCAGCUCUUUCCUUUGCCGCUUUGUGUCCUGCUCUCCCUCUUCGCUGUAUUCCCAAGGUAUCCCCUUGGGACUGAGAGAAGCACAGCAGACUUUGAUAUCCCUGGGCUACUGUCUCCUGGGCUGAACUGUUCCCACAGCCUGGGCUGAACUCUUCCCAUGGCCUUACGUGCUCAGAAGAUCUCUUAUCUGAACCUCUAAAGCCACACUUUUCCAUUUCACUAAUUAAAUACAGUUAAAGCAAUUGCAAAGGCUCCUAUCUGUUGUUUCAGUCCGAGCUUUGCUGCAGGUGUUGGGUUUAGCAUAAGCAUUUCUAGGACUAACAGAAGUAAACUUUCCUCCAUCGCCCUGUUCCUACUAACUUCAGAGCUUGUUACACAACUGCAGAACUACUCGGAGGUUGUCCUUGUCGAUCAUGCUCUGCCUUUGCAGGAUGGUGAGGAUCACAUAGCUCCUACUAGCUACUUACCUAUUAAGAUGCCUUGGCCAAGUGGUCUGAUUUCCAGCAUUGCUGAAGCCAACUGAGACAGAGACAGAUGCUGCAAUGCUCCCAGGCCCCUCUCUUUCCCUUUCUCUUUC